This is a messenger RNA of Rhincodon typus (whale shark), 1021 nucleotides long. RefSeq names its product nicotinamide N-methyltransferase-like. Gene Ontology annotation, cellular component: cytosol. The transcript has 3 exons. Lineage: Eukaryota; Metazoa; Chordata; Chondrichthyes; Orectolobiformes; Rhincodontidae. Gene Ontology annotation, molecular function: N-methyltransferase activity. The record is from RefSeq and is a predicted model, not a curated record. The coding region runs from base 149 to 940 and encodes 263 amino acids.
CGCAGCUUUUCAGGAACCUCCCUUCCUCUUGAAACAAAGCAUUUUUCUCAAGCGACUUUUACAUGCAUUGACUGCCGCUUUAAAUAUAAAGUGGGUUGGGAACAGCCAACAAACUUUCCACUCAGUCCACUUCCUUAUUGGAGGUAAAAUGGAGCUAGGUUUUACUGACGGAAAUUGUUAUGAGAAAAAGUUUGACUCUCGGAUUUAUUUGGAAACAUAUUAUGCUUCUCCGCUUGGUAAUCCAAUGGAAAAUGAUUUUUUGCCUUUUGUUCUGAAGAAUUUGGUAAAAGUCUUUUCCAGGGGUUCAAGAUUCCACACACUGCUUGAAAUUGGAUGUGGUCCCUGUCUUCACUGCGCUCUCUGUGCCAUGGAGCAUGUGGAGGAACUUGUUUUGUCUGAUUAUGCUUCCAACAAUCAUCAGGAAAUUGAGCAGUGGCUACAAAAUGAUCCAAGAGCUUUUGACUGGAGCCCAAUUGCAAAAUUUGUGUGUGAACUGGAAGGCAACAGGGAAAAAUGGCCCGAGAAAGAAAAGAAACUGAGAGAUUCCAUCAAGCAAAUUUUGAAGUGUGAUGUUCAUCAAAAUAACCCUCUGUAUCCUGUGGAAUUAGAGCCCGUUGACUGUCUGAUGACUUCUUUGUGUCUGGAAGCUGCCUGUAAAGAUAAAGUAGCUUACUGCACUGCAGUUAGAAAUGUAACCUCUCUGUUAAAACCUGGUGGGAAGCUCAUUAUGAUCUCUGUUUUGAACGAGACCUUUUAUACAGUGGAUAAGUACAAGUUCUCAUGCCUGAAACUUGAUCAGGCCUUUUUGGAAAAAACUUUGAAGGAGGCAGGUUAUGAAAUAGAACAAUCUGAAAUGUUUAUUGCUCCUAAAACUGUAAAUACUACAUCAGACUGUGAGGCAGCAAUCUUCUUGGUUGCUCGCAAGAGUGUUUUGUCCUGAAUCAGUAAUGCAACUGUUGUAGAUUUAUUCUGUUGAACUCUGACUAAAGUUUUAACAAUUAAAGCACAUUAUUAAAACAAA